Messenger RNA from Drosophila suzukii, 2319 nucleotides. RefSeq names its product Actin-related protein 8 (gene Arp8). The record is from RefSeq and is a predicted model, not a curated record. Gene Ontology annotation, cellular component: Ino80 complex. Lineage: Eukaryota; Metazoa; Arthropoda; Insecta; Diptera; Drosophilidae. Gene Ontology annotation, biological process: double-strand break repair; regulation of DNA-templated transcription.
AAUACUACCAUUUUUCGGUGUCUUUAUAUUGUCUUGAAACGGUCACACACUGCUGUUGUUGUUUUCCCGGUUUCCCGGUGUUUUCAUUUUCCAGGAUCCGAUCCGAAAUUCGGACAGCGAACGAUGCAGCGAUCCCGUGCUAGCAGCACCAGCAGUGGCCGCCUGCCGGCUCCUCCGCCAAUGGGACUUCCCCAGCCGCAGGCACAUCCUCUGGAGGCGCCCAAGAUCAUCAUAAUCCAUCCGGGAUCGCAGCACCUGAGGAUCGGCAGGGCGGCCGACUUGAAUCCGCUGACCCUUCUCCAUGCGGUGGCAUACCGGCGGCGACAGCGGACAGCGACUGGCGACCAUCCGCACCAUGAUCCCCUCCUGCCGCCGCUGGACAACGUCAAUACCGCCCUAAUGGUGGAGUUCGAGGAGCAGCGCCUGGCCGUGUCGCGCAUCCUGCAGCACUGCUGUGUCGUCGAUGAGAAGAAACGCCUGCGCGUGGCCACGCCGCCGCAGCAGCUGGCCCACUUUAACCGCAGCAGCCAAGCCGAGAAGGUGCCGGCGCCAAGUGGCCAGCCUUCAGAGGAGCCCUGGCUGGACCGCCAGGCAGCCGUCCUCUUCGAUGACAGGAUCCUGCGACUCAGCGCCCUCGAUGCCCGCGACUACGACAUCCAUUUCCCUAUGCAAAGGGGCGAACUGAAUGUGCACAAGGCGAAGGGUGGCUCGCUACAGGCCAGCCUUCAGCAUUUGGAGCGCAUCUGGUCUUACGCCCUGGAGGCCCGUCUGAAGAUCCCGUUGCGUGAACUAGGAACCCACUGCGCAGUUUUGGUGGUCAACGAUGUGUAUGUGCGGCGGCAUCUGCGCGAGUUCAUGACCCUGCUGCUGCAGCGUUUGGGCUUCCGGCGCUGCUUCCUCGUGCAGGACAGCGUGGCCUCCACAUACGGCGCCGGCAUUGGUUACGGCUGUGUGGUGGACAUUGGCGCCCAGAAGACCUCCAUCGCCUGCAUCGAGGACGGCAUUUCCCAGCUAGAUGCGAGGGUGAGACUGCCCUAUGGCGGCGGCGACCUUGACCAGGUGCUCCUCCUGCUGCUGCGCAAGUGCGGUUUUCCCUAUCGCGAGUGCAAUGUCCAGGAAAGUUAUGUGGAUGCCCAUCUGCUGGAUGAGCUCAAGGAGAAGUUUUGCCAUCUGAAUGCCAGCGUUUGUGGGGCCCAGGAGAAGCACUUUAACCUACGCAAGCAGAACGGCCAGUGGCUGCGCUACACGAUCCAGGUGGGCGAUGAAGCCAUCAUGGCACCACUUGCCCUCUUCCAUACCGAGCUCCUAAACAUCACGGGCCGCACGAGAGCGGUAUGCACUCAACUGGCGGCACAGGAGCAGUACGACUGCGAAGACUGUUUCGAUGCGGAGUAUCUGAAGGAGACGGGCCGGAAAAAUGGGGUAAAGGGUGGUGAUACAAUGCCCAUGGGCCCAGGAUCUCAGCCACGCCCCCAGCUGCCCGUGACUGCUGACGACGAUGAGCUGAUUGUGGUGGAUCAGGAGGAAGCCAACAGCAACUGCCAGCCACCGCAGGCAGCGCACGCAGCUGGAGGGCACCCGAAUACGAAUGGCUGCUACCACAACGGCCAGGGACAGGUGUUGCCCCUCGACCAGGCCGUAAUCCGAGCCAUCAACCGGCUGUCCAGCUACGAGACGAAACGCAAGAUGUUCGGCUCCAUUCUGCUCGUGGGCAGCAGUGCCAAGCUGCCUGGCCUGGCCGCUUGGCUGGAGCAUAAGAUUAGCCAGCAGAUGCAGCCCACCGACACUGAGGUGAACGUCUUCACCAAGGGCAUGGAUGCGGGCAUGGUGGCGUGGAAGGGAGCGGCCAUUAUGUCCGUGUUGGAGAGUGCCCGUGAGCUUUGGAUAUCGCAGAACGACUGGCAGCGUUAUGGCCUACGGAUCCUCCGCGAGAGAUCGCCCUUCCUCUGGUGAGAUUCCACCACCCCACCCCAUUGCAUUUCGAAUAUGUUUAGGGAACUUGUAAUUGUUAAUCAUAGCGUUUAGUCGAAAAGUACAAGGUUUGUAGGACCCCAACAGUAAGGCAAAGUGCCGACCAAAGCAUUGACGUUUAUAACAAGCGAUUGUCCUCAAGAAAACCUAAGGUUCAUGUGUUUAAAAGUAGUAUGUGUUUAUUUUAAGGCACUUCAACAAAGUACGCAAUAUAAAAACAGGCCUCUGAGCCUGUUUUUGUUGAGCUCGUUUGUAUAUUUGGAAUUAUAUGGUAUUGUACCAGAGAUUAGGUAAACAAAUUUAGAGUACAGCGAUAAGCGCAGUAUAUACGCAAAUUUAACGACUGCC